AGAAGAUCGAGAAGGAAAGAAAGAGAAAGAGAAGCCAUGGAAGAAGAAGCAGCAGCAUGCGACAUAGGACUGAGUCUUGGACUAGGCCACCGGGGAGAAUUCGUGCCGAGGCGUAACCGGCAGAAGCCUGCCGCUCCCGCCCAGUUCUAUGCCUGCUUGUUCCCAUCUGAUCAGCCCAAGGAGGAAAUCAUAGAAGAAAAAGUUUAUGUAGAUCGAUCUGGUUUGAAGAGAAUCGAAGAAGUAGAUGAUCAUCACAAUAACAAUAGCACUAGUAACAACAGCAGCAGCAGCCACACCACCACAAACGACGAUAGCAAUAACAAGAAUAAGAUGAGAAAGAAACUCAGGCUUACAAAWGAACAAUCUAUGUUGCUCGAGGACAGCUUCAAGCAGAAUAGAACCCUUAAUACGGCCCAGAAGCAGGAAUUGGCUGAGCAACUGAAUCUGCAGCCACGACAGGUUGAAGUUUGGUUUCAGAACAGAAGAGCGAGGACGAAGUUGAAACAAACAGAGAUAGACUGUGAAUUCUUGAAGAAAUGCUACCAGACUCUCAGCGAUGAGAAUCGGAGGUUGAAGAAGGAAAUACAGGAACUGAGAUCAACCAAUCUUAAUACGUCUCCGUUCUAUAUUCAACUUCCGAAGGUGGCCACACUGGCAAUUUGUCCGUCUUGUGAGAGGAUAGCCAAGGCCGGUGAAGGAAAGAACGAUGCCUGAGUGAAAGUUGUACAGUGGGAUUGAUGAUUCCCUUGACAUGUUGAAAGAGAUCUAGUCUAUAACUAGUACUGAAUCUCUAUU
This is a messenger RNA of Nelumbo nucifera (sacred lotus), 795 nucleotides long. RefSeq names its product homeobox-leucine zipper protein HAT22-like. The record is from RefSeq and is a predicted model, not a curated record. Gene Ontology annotation, molecular function: sequence-specific DNA binding; DNA-binding transcription factor activity, RNA polymerase II-specific. NCBI's taxonomy places the organism in Eukaryota, Viridiplantae, Streptophyta, Magnoliopsida, Proteales, Nelumbonaceae. Gene Ontology annotation, biological process: regulation of DNA-templated transcription.